Molecule: messenger RNA, 1005 nt
Organism: Gastrolobium bilobum
Lineage: Eukaryota; Viridiplantae; Streptophyta; Magnoliopsida; Fabales; Fabaceae
Exons: 1
Coding region: 1-1005 (334 amino acids)
Source: RefSeq, a predicted model, not a curated record
AUGAUAAAUGUUCCCAGGCCGCCACCUAUUAGGUCCAGUUACGCGCAGGCUGAUAAGACAAACUGGUGCGAGUUUCAUAGAGGGUAUGGGCAUUUCACAAACGAUUGCUUUAAUUUACAGAAUGUUAUUGAACGAUUAAUUAAGGAGGGAAAGUUGCAAAAGUAUGUGAGAAGGGGAGAAGGAGAAGCAUGUAGAGAAAGAGACGAUAAAGGCAGGCGACCAGAUCGAAGUCGCAGCCCGCCCGGAGGAAGAGGUAGAAAAACAAAUAGGGGCCAAAAGAUAGAAGUACAGACAUCACCCAGCCAAGUACAGGUGGGGCACAUAUGCACUAUAGCAGGAGGGCGAGCUCGAGGUGGAGAAUCAGGUAAUGCUCGAAAAAAGCAUUUAAAAAUGUGUAUGGCUAUUUCUGAGAAGCCUCGUUUUAAAGAAGAAAGAAGAAAGACGGGUAAACAGAUAGUGUUUGAAGAUUUGGAUGAUGAGAUUUUGGAUCCGAAGCAUGACGAUCCUUUAGUUAUUUCAGGAUUAUUAGCAAACUAUCGAGUUGAUAGGAUGUUAGUAUAUCCUGGGAUCUCGGUGGACAUUAUAUUUUGGGAUGCAUUUAGGAGGAUGGAUUUAGAUUGUGAUCAGCUGGAGCCAUGUGGAGCUGAUUUGUUGGCCUUCACAGGAGAUAAAAUUAAGCCAUUGGGAUACAUACCAUUAAAAUUAACACUAGGCAAGGCGCCUACACACAAGAUAGUGACUUUGUCGUUUGCAGUUGUGGAUUUGGGGUCUGUGUACAACAUUAUUUUGGGAAGAUCGUUCAUGAAGAAGUUCAAGAUCUUCUUGUCAAUAAAUCAGUUGGCUAUGAAAUUCGUGGCCAAAGAUGGAAAUAUAGCUACAGUAAGGGCGGAUCAGGUGGUCACUCGAAGUUGUUAUGACAUGAGUUUAAGGAUUCCACAUGAAAGCAAGAAAGAAAAAGUAAAAGUAGAAGAAAUAAGGCCAGAGGGAGGUAAAAUGAUGGAGUAA